Messenger RNA from Lolium rigidum, 493 nucleotides. RefSeq lists its product as uncharacterized. The transcript is spliced from 4 exons. The coding region runs from base 123 to 464 and encodes 113 amino acids. Lineage: Eukaryota; Viridiplantae; Streptophyta; Magnoliopsida; Poales; Poaceae. The record is from RefSeq and is a predicted model, not a curated record.
AAUCUCGUCCUCGUUUUCUUUCUACCGACGUUGACCACCGGUAACCUCCGCAGGAGCUCGUCGCCGGCGACACUCCGGUGCAUCCCCGGCCAUCCCAUCACCUGCAGCUGAACCGCUACGUCAUGGCGCACCCUCGACGCAAUCUGUCUCGUCCCGGGUCGCUCCCAUCCGCCGAAUCCAUCACAGACCUGCUCCUCCGCCAUGGCUGCAAGCUCUUCCUCACGUCCUCGGCUGGUUCAAGUUUUGUCCAGCCUCGUUUUUACAACAAAAGCAUGAGCAGCACACUGUUCUCGCGGCGAAGAUGCUUCAAUAAGUGUAGAGCCUUUUUCUAUAUCAACAACGGGGACGUAGUAUGUCUGAUCCGGCGCCUACUGGGCCUCGGGCCGUAUCCUCGUCAGCUUCUUCGAUGCCAAGCGCGCGGCAGCCCGCUUUUCGCUGCUCAGCAUUUUCUUCUUCCCGGAUAGGAUCACGAAGUGGUGUUGUGAGAUACGAC